Molecule: messenger RNA, 1122 nt
Organism: Solea senegalensis (Senegalese sole)
Lineage: Eukaryota; Metazoa; Chordata; Actinopteri; Pleuronectiformes; Soleidae
Gene: foxi3a
Product: forkhead box I3a
Exons: 2
Coding region: 1-1122 (373 amino acids)
Biological process (GO): cell differentiation; regulation of transcription by RNA polymerase II; anatomical structure morphogenesis
Molecular function (GO): RNA polymerase II cis-regulatory region sequence-specific DNA binding; DNA-binding transcription factor activity, RNA polymerase II-specific
Source: RefSeq, a predicted model, not a curated record
AUGACGUCAUCUUUUGUCCCAGAGCUGGAUCUGGCGCUGCCACCCCAGCAGGAGCUUCCCUCGCUGGGCCUGGACCCGCCUGACUUCAGCCUCUACAGUCCUCCAGCUCCUCCACACUCCGGCCCGUCUGCCUCACCGUGGCUCCAGGCUUUCGGAAACCACGGCAACUGCUACCCCUGCUUCCCCAGCGCUGACCCCGCCCCCUCCUCUUCCCUGGCGUUCCACGGCUCCUUCCCACAUCUCUACGGCCUCCCGGCGUUCCUGCCUCCCGGGAACCCCUGGUUCUCCUUCUCCACGCCGGACGACGUCCUGUGCCUGGUCCGCCCGCCCUACUCCUACUCCGCCCUCAUCGCCAUGGCGAUCCAGAGCGCACCGUACCAGCGCCUGACGCUCAGCCAGAUCUACCAGUACGUCUCCGACAACUUCCCAUUCUACAGUAGCAACAAGGCCGGCUGGCAGAACUCCAUCCGCCACAACCUGUCGCUCAACGACUGUUUCCGGAAGGUUCCGCGGGACGAGAGCGACCCAGGUAAAGGAAACUACUGGACUCUGGACCCCAACUGCGAGAAGAUGUUCGACAACGGAAACUUCCGGCGCAAGAGAAAGAGGAAGUCAGAGAGCGUUGCCAAGAAAUCUUCCUCCUCCUCAUCAUCACGUGACUCCUCUUCGUCUGAGCCCAGCUCUAAGAUUCCCUGCACGAAGCUUCCUCCUCCCUCAGACGCCUCCUCCUCCUCCACCCUCAACGACUUCCUGUGUCACCUCCAGGACUCCUCCUCCUCUUCCCCCUCCUCCCUCCUCCUCCCUGCUUCUCCUCAGGAGAACUUCUCCUCGUACUCGCCAGGCGCCGUGGUCCCUCAGUGGGACUCCUGCAGCUCCUCUCCUCCCCUCUUCUCCUCCCUCCAUCACGCUCCUCCUCCAUUCCCCACCUCCCACAUGACACCCUCCCACUUCUCCUCCCACCACCUCACUGACCCGCCCCUCUACGCUGACCUGCAGGUGGCGCCGUGUGCGGCGCUGGAGCUCCAGCAGGAGCAGCAGCAGCUUCAGGCCCAGUGUCUGCCUCUGUUCUGUGGGGGCUUCAGCGAGGCGCUGCCCCUGGACUCUCUGCUCCUCCAGCAGUGA